AUGCGUGCGAGCGUAAUUGAUAUUUUCUCGAAUGCUCGAUGGCAACAAAAUGGUGUCAUUGUCGCUGGAGGAAAUGGACAAGGAAGUGCAAUAAAUCAACUCUCAGUCCCAUACAGUUCGUAUGUUGACGAUUGUCAAACUGCCUAUGUCGCUGAGUAUUUUAAUCACCGUAUUGUGGAGUGGAAAUCGGGUGCGACGAGUGGCCAAGUGAUUGCCGGUGGAAAUGGACCAGGAAAUGGGGCUAAUCAAUUGUCUCAUCCAUUAGAUGUGAUUGUCGACAAAGAGAGAAAUAGUCUCAUUAUUUGCGAUCAUGCAAAUUUAAGAGUGGUUCGAUGGCCUCGCCAAAAUGGGAGAAGCGGAGAAACGAUCGUCUCCAACAACCACUGUGCGGGUUUGACAAUAGACGAGAAUGGAUCUCUCUAUGUCGUUAACUAUGGACAACAUGAAGUAAGACGAUAUCGAAUGGGAAAAUCUCAGGGAACAGUGGUUGCAGGUGGCGAUGGAAAUGGAAACCGCCUCAAUCAACUCACUUACCCGCAUUACGUAUUCGUCGAUCCAGAUCAUUCAGUAUACGUGUCGGACAAUGAAAAUCAUCGUGUGAUGAAAUGGAUGGAUGGUGCAAAACAGGGCAUUGUCGUGGCUGGUGGUCAAGGACGCUGGAGUAGUUUUACACAAUUGUCAUAUCCUUAUGGAGUCGUUGUCGAUCAAUUGGGCACUGUCUAUGUGGCUGACCAAGGGAAUGCUCGAAUCAUGCGUUGGCUCAAAGGAGCCACACAAGGAAGUGUCAUUGUUGGUGGAAACGGUGGAGGAGUACAAUCAAACCAACUGAAUCGAUCCAGCGGUUUAUUAUUCGAUCGACACGGUAAUUUCUAUGUCGUUGAGCAGGGAAACCAUCGUGUACAAAAAUUCAAUCUAGAAUCCAACAACAAUUGA
This is a messenger RNA of Rotaria socialis, 933 nucleotides long. Lineage: Eukaryota; Metazoa; Rotifera; Eurotatoria; Philodinida; Philodinidae. The record is from the annotation of a GenBank genome assembly.